AUGAAACAGCUCCUCUCUGAUAUCCUUCCCUGCCGCCUGCUUCCCUUCAGGAACCACAUCGCUGAGCUUGUGGCGGAGGACUGGUCGAGUCUGCGGGACACCCUGGCGACGCUGUUUCUGGGCGAGAACGACGUCGACCACGUACCGAGAGAGGUCUUCAGCAGGUGCAGGCGACUCAUCUGGCUCAACCUUGAUGUUAACAACAUCCUCACCCUUGAACGAGAAUCCCUCCCCAAAAACAUCCAGACACUCAGCCUGAACCACAACCUUUUGUCGGGCUUCCCUUCUGAGGCAGUGAGCAACAUUCAAGAUUUGACAUGGCUCUUCCUCAGGGGUAAUCUCCUAGAUAGACUUCCGGACACUGGCUUUAUCCUACCCAAGAAACUGGAUAAGCUCGACCUGGGAGAAAACUUCAUUCGUUUCAUCCCCAACAACCUCUUCAAUAACACUGUAACUGCACGGGACCUACACCUCGACUUCAAUCUUCUGACCGAAAUACAAGACGAAGCAUUUAAGGGUCUCAACCCUGGGCGCCUCUACCUCUCCGCAAAUAACAUCAUGAAUAUUACUGAACAAGCCUUCUUGGGUGGGCCUGAGCACUCCCUAGUCAUGCUGGACCUGGAGAAGAACAAACUCGAGUCCGUCCCAAAGGCCUUGUCACACUUAAAGAGACUUCGAUAUCUGUAUCUCCCGGACAACCAAAUAGCAGAUAUUAAAGAUGAUGUCUUCCGUUCCUUUUGUGAAUCCAUGGAGGCCCUAAGCCUGUCUGGAAACCAGCUAAAGGCCAUCCCUCGUGCUGCCUUGGAGAACUGCAGCACAAUCGCACACCUCAAUCUGGGGCAUAACCAAAUCACGGAAAUCCAUGAGGAUGAUUUUGAUACCUGGGGAGAUAGCCUUGACACUCUCAUUCUAAGGAACAAUCGUAUUUACAGUAUCCCACCCCAUGCCUUUAGAUACACACCAGAGCUUAGAGAACUCAGUCUUUCGUUUAACAGAAUCGUUGAUGUUUCUGCAGAAUCUUUUAUAGACAUUCUUAAUACUCUUGAAGUUUUGGAGAUAAGUUUAGGCUUUUAUAGAGACGAUUUCCCAGAAGAGGUCCUUAAGCCUUUAACAGCACUGCAGUGGAUUGCUUUGGAUAAUAAUAACUUCAGAACGAUAUCCGAAACUGCUCUCUACUCCUUUGGUGAGCUUAGAUAUUUCAACAUGGAUUCUAACCGACUUACAUAUAUACCAAAAACUCUCUUUCAUCAGAAUGUACACAAGAAUCUUAGAGAUAUUAGACUGGCUCUCAAUUUCCUGGAGAGAAUUGAGGUUCACACUUUCCAUAAUCUUGUUGGUCUUAGGACUCUCGUUCUAACAGGAAAUAAAAUAAAGACUGUUCACUUCGAGGCAUUCAAAGCCUUACCCAAACUAAGUACCAUUUUGUUAGCAAACAACGAAAUAGAGACCAUAGAACCUCGGGCCUUUUCAGAUCUUCCAAACCUCAUGGAACUUGACCUGCAGCAUAACAAAAUGAAAGAGUUGUCCCUGAAUGCAUUUUCUAAUGUGACCAGCCCAACAACACCUCUUGCCCUCAAUAUUUCGUACAAUGAUAUCCAAGAGUUAUCCACGGGGUCAGGACCGCCCAUCCUGCUCAAAAGCCUGGAUGUAAGUCAUAAUGCUCUUAAAGAAGUGCCUAUCAACUUUCUCGGAGCUUUUACUUUCUCCAUUCAGCGUCUUGACCUCGGGUACAAUCUCAUUAAGAAACUCGACAGCAGCGCCUUUGGGCCUUUGGGCACCCUCCAGAUGCUCAUCCUCGAACACAACGGCAUUAAACAAAUACGUCCUCGUGCGUUUUCCUCUCUAGAAAGUCAGCUCCUUGAUCUCAGUCACAACCACUUGGAGAACCUACCACCAGAGUGCUUUACUGAUGUUGGAUUCCUUCGUGUUCUUGAUCUCUCCUACAACCAUUUGCGCUCUCUUCCCAAUUUCUGUGUUCCCGGGGCACAAAACUUCCCAAACCUUAUCGAACUCAACCUGGCCAACAACCGGCUCACGAUACUUUCCCGACAACGUGUUCAUCAGCCUCACGAGUUCAUUAGUCUCGACCUCAGCGGUAAUCCAGUCCGAGCCAAUUUCAAGGGAACUGUUUCACUAAAACACAGAAUCGUCCAGAAACUCAACUUGGCCCAAAAUUGGAUUCAGUUCUUCACCCAUCACCGCUCCCGAAUCUCAAAUUUCCCCCUUAACUUAAUCUCUUUAUGGUUUUAUAAUCUCCUAAAAAUCAGCAUCAUUAGAAGCGUCAAACGCUUUAAAACCCCAGAGCUCCUCUCUGAUUCCUUCCCUGCCGCCUGCUUCCUCAGGACCACUCGUGAGCUUGUGGCGGAGGCUGGUCGAGUCUGCGGGACACCCUGGGCGACGCUGUUUGCUGGCGAGAACGAUGUCGACCCACUACCGAGAGAGGUCUUCAGCAGGUUCAGGCGACUCAUCUGGGUCAACCUUGAUGUUUUAAAAACAUCCUCACCCUUGAACGAGAAUCCCCCCCCAAAAAAAAACAUCCAGACACUCAGCCUGAACCCCAACCUUUGUCGGGCUUCCCUUCUAGGGAUGAGCAACAUUCAAGAUUUGACAUGGCUCUUCCUCAGGGCCCAAAAACACCUCUUUCCCUCAAUAUUUCGUACAAAAUAUCCAAAGUUAUCCACGGGUCAGGACCGCCCUCCUGCUCAAAGCCUGGGUGUAAGUCUAAUGCUCUUAAGAAUGCCCAUCAAAUUUCUCGGAGCUUUUACUUUCUCCUUCGCGCUUGACCUCGGGUCAAUCUCAUUUAAAAAAUCGACAGCACGCCUUUGGCUGGAAACCAUUGGACUUUCACACAACGAGUUUGUUCCUGCCCACGCGGGGUUCGCAGAGGUGGGGGCGACCCUACAUUCCUCGACGUCUCAAAAACCACUUAGAGCACUUGGACAUACAAUGUUCUACAUUUCCCCAAACCUUUAUCAAACUCAACCUGCCAACAACCCCCACGAUACUACCCAAAACGUGUCUCACCUCAGGGUCUCUUAUCUCGACCCGUUCCUACCCAUCUCCCGCCCCGAAUCUAAAUUUCCCCUUAACUUUCGGGAAAUUAAAUGUCAAGGAUCAAAGUCCAUCAGUUUAGAUCUGCGUCAGCUGAGAUCGUUAGAUUUUUCACUAAUCACUGAAGAAGUGAGUCUCGUCUGUGAACAUUCCCUUCCUGGGAAGUUCCUUGAUUUGUCGUCAAAUCCAAAGAGGUAA
Messenger RNA from Penaeus monodon (black tiger shrimp), 3249 nucleotides. RefSeq names its product chaoptin-like. Gene Ontology annotation, molecular function: protein binding. The record is from RefSeq and is a predicted model, not a curated record. NCBI's taxonomy places the organism in Eukaryota, Metazoa, Arthropoda, Malacostraca, Decapoda, Penaeidae.